AUGGCCGAGCUCGCCUGUACCGCCAUUGGCGUUCUCUCGUUCGCCUUAGAAGUAUGUCAGGGGAUCGUCUCCUACAAACAGGCAUGGGCGGACUGCGACGACGAUAUGCAAAAUGCACGGAACAAGGCCGAAGUUCUGUGCAUGAUGCUCAAGACACUACGAGAAACGAUAGAGGAACUACAACAGACAAACCCACGAAUUGCAGCCGACCUCGAGCAAAAGGCUUUGAGCAUGCGCACUUCGAUUGAAAAACUUGUGAAGAUCGUGGACCGAUUCAAACCUGCGCCGUUUGAGGCUUUUCCCGCCAAAGUGCGCGCCCAGGUCAGAAAGGGAUUGUAUCCGUUCUACAAAGAUGCUGUGAAAGAUGCACACGUACAGCUAGAUCAGAUUCAAACGAUUUUGCAAACAUCAUUGCUGAUAUAUAAUUGGCAAGAUACAAGAGCAGCGCGAGUCAUGCAAAUCUCCAUUUAUGAAGAGAUGCGGAGUAUGCAUUCUACACUGAAGAAUACUAUAUCGUCUACAGGCAUGCCGCCGCCGAGUCUACUGCAAGUUGUGUGUGAUCGCCAGCGCGAAGAAGUUCCGAUAAUGCUGAUGCAGAAGAGAUCAUCGAGAGAUGAGUAUGGUCUAUACCAGAAUCUCGAAUAG
Messenger RNA from Penicillium paradoxum, 645 nucleotides. RefSeq lists its product as uncharacterized. The record is from RefSeq and is a predicted model, not a curated record. The transcript has 2 exons. NCBI's taxonomy places the organism in Eukaryota, Fungi, Ascomycota, Eurotiomycetes, Eurotiales, Aspergillaceae. Bases 1 to 645 code for a protein of 214 amino acids.